Molecule: messenger RNA, 1896 nt
Organism: Akanthomyces muscarius
Lineage: Eukaryota; Fungi; Ascomycota; Sordariomycetes; Hypocreales; Cordycipitaceae
Exons: 2
Coding region: 1-1896 (631 amino acids)
Source: RefSeq, a predicted model, not a curated record
AUGCGCAACUUCUCCCCCGUACGAAGUCGCAGAACGUUUUCCCUGUUCAUCUGCCUUGUUUUCUUUGGUGCACUGCUCUACAAUGACUACAUAAGAAAACGGCCAUGGCUGCACAUUCCACACUCAAACGCAUACUACAAUGGAGUACAUACGAUUACUCGCCCGGGAAAUCCUGUAUUAGACAGGCAUGGUGAAGCUCGAGCCUCGCCAACGGACAAGCCUCCCACACCGCGGCCAUACAACCCCUACCCAGCGCGGGAAACAUGGCAAACAUGCUACCUAGACGCAGAGGACACAACACCAGCACCGGAUAUUUAUGCGUAUGGUGGAAUGCCUGAGCGAAUGCCUAUGCCAGUCUUGGGAUCUUAUGAGCUCUUGAAAAUUAGGGACGACGUUUGCUUCGAUCGUUUUGGGCGAUACGGUCCGUACGGCCUUGGCUACGGCAAAGCUCUUGGGGGUGUUGGAUUCGAAAAAGAAACCGAGGAGUCAAGUGCCGAACACGUUUGGGCAAAAACAGGCCUAAUCGACUACCGGCGCAUCAAUUGGGCAGAUGCACAGCAAAGAUGUUACGAGUCCAACAAUCGCCAGGCCGAGAGCAUCGCGGACGAGUCCCGCACGUCUACAAGAAUAGAAUCCAGGACGGCGGUAGUGGUUCGCAGCUACGAGGGCUUCGCUUGGACACCGAUGUUUAUUCUCAAUCUCCGCGCCAUGAUCACCGAGCUAUCCCUGAGAACGGGAGGCGAGUACUCCAUACAUUUGUUGAUGCAAGUCAAGGACACGAAGUACCCUGUGUGGGCUGACUCAACUCUUCGGGAAGCGUACUUGAAGAAACACGUUCCGUUAGAGUUUCAGGGCCUUGUCACGCUUUGGAGCGAGCUGCAGAUGAAGCUGCUGUACCCAGGCGACUAUUCAACCUACUUUCGAAAUCCGACCGGCGAAGAUGUCCACGGCGUGUAUCGCAGCCCUCACUUACCGCUUCAAAACUUUGCGAAGGAGCAUCCCGAGUACGAUCAUUUUUGGAACUGGGAAAUGGACGUUAGAGUGUUGGGCAACUACUAUGAGAUGCUCGACCGGAUCGGCAAAUGGGCUGAUGCGCGGUCGCGAGAGCUGCUCUGGGAGCACAAUGAGCGGUAUUACGUCCCAGGGUACCACAAAUCUUGGGAAAACUUUACCAGCACCGUACGCAAGCAGGAGGAGUCGCAGAACCAGGCUCUCUUGGGUCCUUUGAAUGCACUCUGGAGGAAAAAACUAUCGUUUGAGGAGGAAGGAGAAUCUAUUUUGCCCACCGACUGCCUGCAUCAGCACGGUACUUGCAGCGUCGAGGAAGAUGCAGACCUGAUUACGCUCAACCCCAUCUUCGACGUCCGUCACUCAGACUGGUACUUUGCCCAGGAUGUCACCGGGUACGACAAGGCUCUCUGGGAGGAUCUCCCUCGCCGGGCGGCCAUCAUCACCGUCGGCCGAUACAGCAGACGCCUUCUCAUGGCGAUGCACGAGGAGGUGUGGCGGUACAACCACAACAUGUUUGCCGAAAUGUUUCCCGCCUCAAUUGCCUUUCAUCAUGGCUUCAAGGCCGUAUAUGCGCCGCACCCGGUAUAUCUGAACCGCGCAUGGGGACCUGCCUCGGAGAUUGACAGGCACUUCAACCGCGGGGAGCGGCACUCGACGUCGGGCCGCAAUGGCCCCUUCAGCUUGGCGACGGAGCAUGUGCACGGCAUUUCGAGCUGGUACUACAAGAGCCACUUUUCUGAGCAGCUGUGGAGGCGCUGGCUGGGUUACGCAGACAGCAAGGGAAGAGGGGGCUUGGAAGAGGAGAGUGGUGAUGAAGGCACCGGGCGCAUGUGUCUGCGGAGCAUGUUGCUACAUCCCAUCAAGCAUGAGCAUCCAUCGGAGUGA